AUGUCUUCCUCGGACAGAGACCCGAAGCCAGACGUUUUCUCUUCUCUGGUGGCGGAAGGAGGCUGGCUGCACCAGAAGGGACAGAACCGGAAGGCCCUGGACAGCUUCACCAAGGCUCUGGCUCUAAAUCCUGACGACAAGAACUGCUACGUUGGUCGAUCCGGAUGUUACCUGAAGAUGGUGCAGUAUGUCAAAGCUUUUCAAGAAGCCGAAGCCUCACUGACAGUGGACCCAACAUUCCAUGAGGGAAUACACAUGAAGGCGGAGGCGUUGUACUACAUGGCAGAGUUUGAAUUUGCGCUGGUGUUUUACCGCAGAGGACAAAAGCUGCAUCCACUAAGCCAUGAGUUCAGACUGGGCAUCCAUAAAGCACAGGAGGCCAUAGAGAACUCCAUCGGCAGCCCGUCCUCUGGACAACUGAAGAAUGAGGGAGACCUUGUCAUGUUUCUGAAUGUCUCACAGGAAAAAAGAGCUCCGCCAUUUUCUGCGAUUCAGGAUCUGACAAAGGAGGAGAAACAACAGACUCCGAAAACCCCGAAAAAGGAGAAGGUGAAAAAACAGAUCCUGGGAGAGCUAUACGAUGACAGGAAAUUCCUGGAAAGUCUGAUGAAAGAUGAAGAUUUAAUGAAACUUCAAAUGAAGGACGGCGAGCAGCUGGGGGACAGCAUCCAGAGCUGCAUCUCGCGCCUCGACAUCUGCGUCGAUUUCUGGCUGCAGGAGAAUCCGAGCUGUGUACAAGAAAAGAACCAAAAGGUCCCGCAGCAAAAACCCAGCAAGCCUCGUCACAGUGCGCCUUCUGAGCAUGCUCAGUUUCUGAUGAAGAGCCUGAGUGACAUAGAUGCAGAGUUGGAAUGUGGAAAUGCAGAAGUCAGCCUGAAGAAGGCUGAAGACGUGAUGAAGAUCGUACAGAGGUGUUCGGAGAAGGAGGUUCCUGAUAAAAAACAGAUCAUGGGUAGCCUGCACAGCUGCAUGGGAAAGGCUUGGUUUGACCUGGGAGACAUGGACAAAGCUUUGGAGCAUCAUCAGAGGGACCUGGAGGUCGCUGAGCAGUGCAAACUCCCAGAACCAAUGUCCAGAGCUCUGGAAAACAUGAGCCGCGUUUACACUGAGACCGGACAGUUUGAACUCGCUGUUGACUGCUGGCAAAAGAAGGUUCCUUUGGUUCGCGGGGCUUUGGAGAAGACGUGGCUGUUUCAUGAACUCGGUUGCUGUCACGUGAUGCUCGACCGACUUGAAGAAGCUCGAGACUUCGGCCUGCAAUCAGCCGCCGCCGCCGCCGAAGCUGCAGAUGAGAAUUGGCAAAUACAUGCCAAUGUUUUGGUUGGACUAUCAGAAUCGAAGCUCGGAAACUUUGAAUCCGGCAUCUCUUACUUUGAAAGAGCUUUGACUCACGCCCAACGUCAAAAAGACGACGCCGCCAUAAAUGCCGUUCAGAAGGUUCCUCUCUGCCGUCAUGAGCCUCACUUUGCUGCCUUUUUAGCUCCAUUUAAAGACAUUUAUAAAAGAGGGGCGGGUGCAUGUGGAGCUCCAGGACUGCCGUGUCAUUGUAUCCACAGAGGAACGCGUGGUCAGCGGCUCCAGCAGCUCCUCCGCAGCAGCAGCAGCCCGACCGGUACGUGGUGGUGUGUGAAGUUGGACUUUAAACCCGACAUGGAUGCUGAAAAGAGCAACGAGGUUUCGGAGACUGUAAUGGAAAACGAGGUUGCAUCAAAAGUGGAGACGCCAGAUGAGUCCACGCAGCCUGAGAACCCACCAGCUGCUGAGGAAGAACCAGGUCAGUCGGCGGUGAACGGCGACAACUCAGAAGUCCCGAACGAGAAAGAAACCGAGGAACCGGUCGCCACAGAAAAUGUGACUCCGUCUGAGGAAAAACCAGAAACGAAGGAUGACGACAGCUCGCCCAAAGAACAGGAUGAGUCAUCUGAAAAGAUCUCUGACCCAGUUGCAGCUUUAGACGCUGAAACGCCAGAAAACACUAAACAGCAGCCAGAGCCAGAGAAUGACCCAGAGCCGCUGGCAGAGAGCAUCCCUGAACCGGAGCCAGAGAAAUCGGCAGAAUCGGUUCCAGAAGCCGAACCACGAGAGCAAACGUCACCUAAACCAGUAGAUACACAACCGCCCAGCCAGGAGGACGCUGAGAGAGGACUGGAAACCACGAUGGAGGCAAACAGCGAAGUGGCCGCUGAGCCCAAAGAGGUCGGAGAAGCAGCGGGGACUGUGUUGGUGACCGAAGCUGCAGCGGUGAAGUUGGAGGCGCCGGCUGAAGAUGGACAACCUGCAGAGAAGGAUAAAUCUGAAGAGAAAGAAGCCCAGGCGGCGGCAGAACUCGAGCAGAAAGAAGAAGAUCCGACCCCUGCGUCCGGCUCCUUGUCUUUCGCUCUGUUGGAACAGCAGCAAACCAAAGACGCUCUGCGAAUCUCCCGCACCCUCGUCGUCCUCAGAGGCCUCCCAGGCAGCGGGAAAAGCUUCUUGGCUCGUGCCAUCGCCGACGCCUACCAGGACCACUGCUCCAUCAUCAGCGCCGACGACCACGGGAUCAAGCCGGAGAGUCCUUCUACGGACGGGUACCAAGCUCUGGACGAAGCCGUGGUCGCCCGCUGCAGCGAUGCAGCAGCUUCCUCCUCCGUGCUCAUCGUGGUGGACGACACCAACCACACCCAGGACCGGCUGGCCCGCCUGGGGGAGAUCGCCGUGCAGAACCACCUCGUCGCAGUCUUCCUGGAGGCUCAGACUCAGUGGAGCAGAGAUGUGGCAGAGCUGAGCAAGAAGACCAGACGUGGGCUGCAGGAGGCCCAGCUGGAGGCCAUGAAGGCCCCACUGGAGGAGGUGACCCUUCCCCUGUUCUUCGGCUGGUUCCUGCUGUCGUCUGUCCAGGAGAAGGUUCCCUGCACGUCGAUGGACUUUCUGAAGACACUGGACACCUUGGAGGCCUUCAAGAAACACCUGGUUGACUUCACGGGAAAAGCUGAGAAGGAAGUGGACCUGGAACAGUACUUUAAACCCCAGGGAGCUCUGCAUUGCACUACAAAGUUCUGCAACUAUGGAAAAGCUGAGGGUGCCAAAGAGUACGCAGAGAAUCCGGCUGUUAAAGAGUCCUACGGUUCUGCCUUCGAGCUCUCCCUGACCGCUCUCUUCGUCACUCCCCGCACCGUCGGCGCCCGAGUGUCGCUCACCGACGAGCAGCUGAAGCUGUGGCCGGCCGACGCCGAGAAGGAGGCGGCGUCCGUCGUGCCCGCCGCCGCCUCCCUGCCUCUGGGCAGCCGCGCCCACAUCACCCUGGGCUGCGCCGAGGGCGUGGAGCCGGUCCAGACGGGCCUGGACCUGCUGGAGAUCCUGGCGCUGCAGCAGGAAGGCCAGGAGGGGGAGCCGGCCGAGGAGAUGGAGCUCGGAUCGCUGAAGUACUACGGCGAAGGAAGGUGGCUGCUCAGCCUCCGCGAGCCCGUCUGCGCCCCGGCCUGCUUCUCCAGCUUCUACGGCCCCAAGGAGUCCGAGCCGACCAAAAAGGAACCAGAGAAGAAGAAGAAGCCAAAGUGCAGCAUACUGUAAAAGGGCAAAACAUGGCGGCAGGGGGGAUGUGUGGUCUACAGGUGGAUUCAAACUUAGCUGUGUGCAAGGUUUGUGAUAGGGUUCCACGAGCUGUGUGCCUUUUUUCUUUUUUCUUUUUUUUACCGUUGAUUUGCACCACAACCCAAGAUGCCUUUAAUCCAGUUGGGCUUGUCGUCGAUAUGGUUCAGUAUUUUCAGUACCCGGUGAUCCGCUGAGGUCUUGUUUAGCUGCAGUGUGACGUAGUGUAGCCGCCUCCACUCCCACAGCUCCACAGUAAUCCUUAGAUUCCCUCCUCUCAGUGUUACAAUACUCCAAUGUGAUAAUAAACUAGCUACUCUCAUUGCAUGCAUCAUUAACGCACCUGCAGACAGUCUGGAGUUUCCCCCUCGGCGUAGUUGUAAGUAGCAGUCCUCUCUCUCUGUGUGUGUGCAGCCUAGGAAGUCGUUGACAGUAGCAUACGGGCCAAAGUUAUCUAUUUGAUUAAGUGUAUUAGAAUGAAUGUCAUCUAUAGAGAUCCUUCCUUGUAAAAUCUUUGCACUGUGCAUCGUUUGAAAGGGGAGAAUGCUGUUUUGGCGUUUGUUUUUUCAGCAGCUUGCACUUAUCAAAUGCUGUGAAUCCAAGUCCAUGUUUUGCAAUCUUUUUCUACUGCGCAAGACUGCACCAUCGAUCCCUUUUAUCCUCUUUAAAAAGCACUUCAUGUAUUGAUUUGUAUCCUGUGUGAUUGUAAUUUUUUGAAGGGUGAGUCCUACUUUGUGUAGCUCUUAUGAAUCACUAUUUUUGCACUUGUUUUGUACACUUAAUAAAAAAGAAACAUGCUUUGCUCCAGUAA
Molecule: messenger RNA, 4375 nt
Organism: Stegastes partitus (bicolor damselfish)
Lineage: Eukaryota; Metazoa; Chordata; Actinopteri; Pomacentridae
Exons: 14
Coding region: 1-3546 (1181 amino acids)
Biological process (GO): cyclic nucleotide catabolic process
Cellular component (GO): membrane; cytoplasm
Molecular function (GO): 2',3'-cyclic-nucleotide 3'-phosphodiesterase activity; ATP hydrolysis activity; protein binding
Source: RefSeq, a predicted model, not a curated record